This is a messenger RNA of Penicillium cosmopolitanum, 1602 nucleotides long. Its product is annotated as cytochrome P450. The transcript has 7 exons. The coding region runs from base 1 to 1602 and encodes 533 amino acids. Gene Ontology annotation, molecular function: oxidoreductase activity, acting on paired donors, with incorporation or reduction of molecular oxygen; monooxygenase activity; iron ion binding. The record is from RefSeq and is a predicted model, not a curated record. Lineage: Eukaryota; Fungi; Ascomycota; Eurotiomycetes; Eurotiales; Aspergillaceae.
AUGAAAAGUCCCGACACCCUCUUGAAAAUGGCAGGACAAACAACUCCUGCUUGGGGAGUAGUGGCACUUUUAAUCGCCUUUGCCAUUUACCGUCUUCUUCAAAUUGGCCGACGUGAUCCCCGUAUGCCCAAGGGACCCCCGACAGUGCCUAUCCUCGGGAACUUCCACCAGAUUCCGUCAAGUGGCCUAUAUGCGAAAUUCCGCGACUGGUCAAAGGAGUACGGCCCGGUGUUUUCGCUAAAAUUCGGACCAACCAAUAUCAUUGUCCUAUGUGAUCGAAAGGCCAUCCAUGCACUGCUGGAUAAGAAAGGAGCUAUUUACUCCGAUCGUCCUCCUAGCUAUGUAGGCCGUCUUUUGACGCAAGGCGACCACAUUGCUUUGGAACAAAUGGACCCGGUUUGGCGCGAGAAGCGGAAGGUCAUUUCUCAUAACUUCUCUCCAAAAAACUUGGACGAGAAACACUUUUUGGUUCAAGAAGCAGAAGCGACUGUUCUACUAAAUGACCUGAUGAAUACUCCGGACGGCUUCUUCAAUCAUGUACGGAGAUACACUGCUUCAUCCGCUUCAGUGCUUGCUUUCGGUCACCGUGGUCCUACCUUUGAUUCAUUUUGGGGCCAUGUCGUUUACGACGUCAUGGACCGAUGGACCGAAGUGAUGGAAGCUGGCGCCAAUCCACCCGUGGACGAAUAUCCCAUACUCAAGCUUAUUCCAAAGCGAUUCGCCUAUUGGAAACGACGCGCGAUCGCGGCAGGUGAGGUGUUUGACUCAAUGUGGGGGAAAGCGCGUGGCAUUGUUGAUGAGCGUCGAGCCAAGGGUAUCAAACGGGAAUGCAUCAUCGACAACUUGCUUGAUGAGUAUGAUCAGAAAGGCUGGCCGAUGUCCCAACAUGCAUUCAACAACUUGGUGGGUGAGGUCGUUGAAGGCGCAGCUGAUACCACUGCUGCUCAGAUUCUCACAUUGAUUCUGGCAUUUGCCAAAUAUCCCCAGGUCCAGGAAAAAGCACGACACGAAAUCGACAAAGUCUGCCCUGCUGAUCGACCACCGACAUUCAGUGACUUUAAGAGCAUUACGUACAUCAACCAAAUUGUGAAAGAAGGGAUGAGGUGGCGGCCAGUCGCCGUUACUGGAUUGCCCCAUCGUGUCCGCGAGGACGACUGGUAUGAAGGCAUGUUGAUUCCAAAAGACUCUACGCUUUUUGUAGCCACUUGGGCUAUUCAUCAUACAGAAGAGCUGUUCCCUGACCACGACACGUUUGACCCCGAGCGUUACGCGAAUCAUCCAAAGCUUGCAAAUGACUACGCUGGAAGCCCAGAAUGGAGCAAUCGAGAUAGGUUCUGCCGUCGUCUCUGCCCAGGGGUGCACUUUGCUGAGCGCAACAUGUGGCGCAUCGCAGCCAAGCUGCUAUGGGCGUAUGAAUUCUCCGAACCCAUUGACAGUGUUACCGGGAAGGCCAUUCCCCUGGAUGUGAAUGCAUACAAUCCGGGGAUUUUGCAGGCACCGCUGCAAUUCAAUGUUAGAAUCAAGGUCCGAAGUGAGAAUCAUGCCGCGACGAUAAAGAAAGAGUUGGUUGGGGCAUUGGACUUCCUGAAGAAAUGGGAAUAA